UCCCGGAGCGCUGGGCGCAGCUCGCUGUCACCGCGCACCCAGAGAGCAUGGGGAAGCUAGUGGCGCUGACCCUGCUGGGGGCCAGCCUGGCCUUAAUCGGGGAGAGGUUACUGGAGUUUAGAGAAAGAAUGAAUGCUUCUCGAGAAGUGGAGUCAGUAGAACCCCAGAACUGCCACCUUAUUGAGGGACUUGAAAAUGGCUCUGAAGAUAUUGAUAUACUUCCUAGUGGGCUGGCUUUUAUCUCCAGUGGAUUAAAAUAUCCAGGCAUACCAAACUUUGCACCAGAUGAGCCAGGAAAAAUCUUCUUGAUGGAUCUGAAUGAGCAAAACCCAAGGGCACAAGCACUAAAAAUCAGUGAUGGAUUUGACAAAGAAUUAUUUAAUCCACAUGGGAUCAGUAUUUUCAUCGACAAAGACCAUACUGUGUAUCUUUAUGUUGUGAAUCAUCCCCACAUGAAGUCCACUGUGGAGAUAUUUAAAUUUGAGGAACAAGAACGUUCUCUCGUAUACCUGAAAACUAUAGAACACGAACUUCUCACAAGUGUGAAUGACAUUGUGGUUCUCGGACCAGAACAGUUCUAUGCCACCAGAGAUCACUAUUUUACCAACUUCUUCUUGAUACUUUUUGAGAUGAUUUUGGACCUUCGCUGGAGUUCCAUUCUCUUCCACAGCCCAAUAGGGGUCAAAGUGGUGGCCAAAGGAUUUAGUUCUGCCAAUGGGAUCACAGUAUCACCAGACCAGAAGUACGUCUAUGUGGCUGAUGUGGCGGCUAAGAGCAUUCACAUAAUGGAAAAACAUGAUAACUUGGAUUUAACUCAGCUGAAGGUAAUACCGUUGGGCACCCUUGUGGAUAACUUAACUGUCGAUCCUGCCACGGGGGAUAUUUGGGCAGGAUGCCAUCCUAAUGCCAUGAAGCUGAUCAUCUAUAAUGCUGAGGAUCCUCCAGGGUCAGAAUUGCACUGGGCACAAACUACUAAUCAAGAGUCCCAUCCCGCAAAUAAAAGCAAGAAUUGGCAUGAUGAGACUGUACAAUGCCCUCCUUGAACUUGCAUUCUCCCACUGGACAGACACACAGGAAAACAGGUUCUGGGAAACCUGACAAAGAUGGGCCCCACUGGCUAACUUAGGGCAGGGCAGAGCUUAUCUGCUCAUCUGUGAUAGGUCUUUAUUUGUACUGAUGCCUGGAGCUAAAGUAUAGUCAGCCCUUCGUAUCUGUGGGCUCUGCAUCUGUGGAUUCAACUAACCAAAGAUCAAAAAUAU
Molecule: messenger RNA, 1259 nt
Organism: Lemur catta (Ring-tailed lemur)
Lineage: Eukaryota; Metazoa; Chordata; Mammalia; Primates; Lemuridae
Gene: PON3
Product: paraoxonase 3
Exons: 9
Coding region: 48-1043 (331 amino acids)
Cellular component (GO): extracellular region
Molecular function (GO): arylesterase activity
Source: RefSeq, a predicted model, not a curated record